Molecule: messenger RNA, 2018 nt
Organism: Oryza sativa Japonica Group (Japanese rice)
Lineage: Eukaryota; Viridiplantae; Streptophyta; Magnoliopsida; Poales; Poaceae
Biological process (GO): transmembrane transport
Cellular component (GO): membrane
Molecular function (GO): transmembrane transporter activity
Source: RefSeq, a predicted model, not a curated record
AAGACCAGUUUAAAACAAUUGAUGAAGUGGAGAAUUACCAAAUUCCCCCUAAUCUCUGUCUCCCCCUCCCUCACGGCCUCACCUCUUCUCCCUCCAAAUUCUCCAUCCCCGGAUCCCCCUCUCCUCCUCCUCCUCCGCCGCUCGUCGGAGCCGGAGGCGCGGCGGCCUUCUCCCGCGCCCUUCGUCUCCUCACACCCGCGGCGGCCGGCGAGAAGGCCCAGAGGCAAAGGCGUGAAGCGGCCUCCUCCCCCGGCGCGGCACCCUCGGACGCACGGCGGCCGGUGAGCAGGAGCAGGUUCGGAGGGGGCGACGCGGCCGGGCUCCUUCCACCGGCCAGCAUCCUGGCUCGAGUCGAAUUUUGAAGGAAGCAUGAAGGUUGAUGAUGGUCCUGGCGUCAAUGGCAGUAGGUGGGCCAAAAUGAUGAGCACAGAUUCGUGGAGGUGGUGUUUAGGAUUGAUUUACAUUGUUGCUGUUGCGAGUAUAUGGAUUGCUGCAAGCUACAUUGUUCAGUCUGUUGUGGAUGAGGGUGUUUCUCCAUUCUUGAUUACCUACAUAUGCAAUUCUCUAUUUGUUAUUUACAUCCCAAUAGUUGAGGCUGCACGAUACUUUGAGGAUUCUAUCAACAACUUUUGGACAAAGUUGAAAGGCAAGGAUGUUGCGGACCUGGAGCAGUCUGCUGAUCUGGAGAGCAUAAAUCUUCUCCAUGGAAGUGAACAAGAGGGCAAUACAGCCUCACCAACAAGGUUGCCUGAAGACAUAUUGGCUUCAGAAGCAGUCUUCCCUGUCCAGGCCGAGCUGAAUGUAGCAGAUGGCAGCAAAGGGUUGGAUGCAAAAGGGCGCUGGACACGUGCUCGUGUGGCUAGAGUCAGCAUGGUAGUCUGCCCUUUCUGGUUUCUCGCUCAGCUUACAUUCAACCUGUCUCUAAGAUACACCACUGUUACAUCAAAUACGAUAUUGAGCAGCACGUCUAGCCUCUUCACUUUCUUGGUUGCACUAGUAUUUCUUGGAGAAACAUUCACGUGGUUGAAACUAAUCAGUGUACUUCUCUGCAUGGGAGGAACGAUAAUUGUUAGCCUAGCUGAUUCAGGUAGUACAGCGAAUACCAUUGCCACAAAUCCUCUACUUGGAGAUGUCCUUUCUAUUGUUUCAGCUGGAUUGUAUGCUGUGUAUAUCACCUUGAUACGGAAAAAGCUGCCUGAUGAGAAAGAAGGUCAAGGCGAAGUGAGCAUGGCUCAGUUUCUUGGAUUCCUUGGACUGUUUAACAUGUUAUUUUUCUUUCCUUUUGCAUUGUUCUUGAAUUUCACCAAGCUGGAGCCAUUCCACAGGCUGACAUGGGAGCAAGUUGGUCUUAUUGUUGGAAAAGGUUUGUUAGAUAAUGUUUUGAGUGACUACUUGUGGGCAAAAGCAAUCCUUCUCACAACAACAACAGUAGCCACGGCUGGUCUCACGAUCCAAGUUCCAAUUGCUGCCAUUGUGGAUACACUAACAGGUCAUGCUCCUCAUCUAUUGGACUACAUCGGAGCUGCUGCUGUGUUGGUCGGUUUUGCUGGCAUCAACAUACCUGUAGGCACUCCACAGGGUUCUCAGCAAGAGCAGGAAACUCCUAUCGUCAGUAUGGUUGAUGAUCCAGUCCAUUUACCAAGUGAUAGAAAUGCUACUAGCAUGGUUGAUGAUCCAGUCUAUUUACCAAGUGAUAGAAAUGCUACUGGUGCUGUUCAAUAAGGACCGGCUUGGCUUUGGAGUUUGUCACAAUGUAUAUUUUUUUCGAGGAAAAUUUUCAUAAUGUAUAUUAUCAAGUAAUGUAUAAGGAUGCGAGAUCAGUACAGUUACUGUAAUUGUUCCCCCUUGCCAUGAAAAUCAUAGAGAAGGGGAUAGACAGGGAUUGAAAUUAGAUUAACAUGCUUUCCUUGCUCAUAAUUUUGAGCAACUAGCCAGUUGUGUUCGUUUUUGAGUUAAGCAUGAUUAUGAAAACAUUCAAGAGAUUGAAUAGAACAUGUGUGUACUAAACAUUCAAACCA